This is a messenger RNA of Salvia splendens (bonfire salvia), 2342 nucleotides long. RefSeq names its product rop guanine nucleotide exchange factor 14. The record is from RefSeq and is a predicted model, not a curated record. The transcript is spliced from 9 exons. The coding region runs from base 577 to 2241 and encodes 554 amino acids. Gene Ontology annotation, molecular function: guanyl-nucleotide exchange factor activity. Lineage: Eukaryota; Viridiplantae; Streptophyta; Magnoliopsida; Lamiales; Lamiaceae.
UCUAGAUUUGUGCUUCACUUCCUCAAUCCCCUACACUCUAAUUUCAUUUCCAUCACCAACACACACACACACACACACUAAUGUAAUAGAUGCAGUCAAAGCUCUACAUUCUUACUACAGUUCUUGCUCUUGCCCAAUUCCUACUCCCCUUUGCCUGUCUCUGACGCUACAACAUUACUCCCAUUUAUUUCUUUCAUUCUCUUUUCCACCAUUUCUAAAGACUCCUUUUUUCUACCUCCCAUUUUACUGCUUCUGAUUUUGAUUUCACCCUCUAAACUUUUUGGGAUUCUUUUACCUCUCUACUGCCUUCAUUUAAUCCAUAGGGGGGGACUGAUUUUCUUGAAACAAGCAUUUAUUUUUAGUUGCAUUCAACAUCAAACAAGAGGAUUUUCUUUGCUGUUAUCACAAAGUCAAAGGCUCAAAGCAGUGUUGCAGUGUCUGACAUACUACAACGCAAGCUGAAACUACCCUCUUUUAUUGACCCAUUCCUUCUGUAAAAAAAAGCUUGCUUCAUUACGUCAAAGGAAGGUGGUUUAUAAAAAUCAUAUUUUUAUCGACAAGGAUACCGACACAACGAUGAUCAUGAGGAGGAGAUUAACUUGUUGUACGAGAAACAUAAGAGAUAUGAGCAAUGACUUUGAUGAACAAGAAAGGAUGACGACAUAUAAUGGUCUUGAGAGCUGCAUUCAUUCGUUCGAUAACGAUAGUGGCACCAGCAGAGGGGAUGGCUGUGUCACUGACUUCUUUGAUGACGAUGACUCCAGCUGCUCGUCCAGCACUAAUGCUUUCGGAUCAUUCUCCUCUCUCAGGACGAUAAUGAAGAAAGACGAUCAGUGUCAAGAUGAGUGGAAGUUCACAACAACCCUUCGUCCGACCCUUGCAAAAGGAAAGCCAAACCAAUUCUCAGAUGUCGAAACAAUGAAAGAAAAGUUUGCUAAGCUGUUGCUCGGGGAGGAUGUUACCGGUGGGAAAAAGGGCGUCUCCACAGCGUUAGCGCUGUCGAAUGCUAUCAAUAGUCUAGCAGCUUCUGUCUUUGGUGAGCUUUGGAAGCUGGAGCCAUUGCCGGAGGAGAGGAAGAGCGAAUGGCGAAGGGAAAUGGAUUGGCUGCUCGCCCCAACGAACUAUAUGGUCGAGUUGGUUCCCGCAAAGCAAAACGAUGCCAAUGGCCGAACUUUAGAGAUCAUGACUCCAAAAGCUCGAGCCGACAUCCACGUGAACCUUCCAGCACUUCGGAAAUUGGAUUCCAUGCUCAUUGAAAUGCUCGACUCGAUGGUGAAUACCGAAUUCUGGUAUGCGGAGGUGGGCAGCCAAGGUGAAGGAAAGAGCCGAAGCGCAGGACAGAGCACGCGGUGGUGGCUUCCUUCCCCGCGAGUGCCCAUAGUCGGCCUCUCGGAGAUAGAAAGAAAGAGAUUACUGCAUCAAGGCAAAUUGAUCUUCCAAGUGUUCAAAGCUGGGAAAGCCAUCAACGAGAGCGUCUUGGCUGAGAUGCCGAUCCCUGCUACCAUCCGAGACGCGCUCUCAAAGUCGGGGAGGGCGAGCCUCGGAGAGGAACUGUACAGGAUCCUGACUGCAGAGUGUCUGUCUACCGAGGAUAUGAUCAGCUGCCUGAAUCUGAAAUCCGAACACGGUGCUCUCGAUGCCAUCAACCGAUUGGAAGCUGCUAUACUCGCGUGGAAGGAGAGAGUGGCGGAGCAAGGCAAUGGGAAGUCCCCCGUUCGAACGUCAUGGUCUUUCGUUAAAGUAGAACUCGAUAAGAUGGAAUGGUUGACGAACCGAGCCGAACUACUGCUGCUGCAGCUCAAGAGCAAGUAUCCAAAUCUUCCUCAGACUUUCCUAGAUGUCACAAAAAUCCAGUAUGGCAAGGAUGUGGGGCACUCGAUUCUUGAAGCUUACUCCCGAGUUGUAUCUAACUUAGCAUUCAGCAUUCUGUCACGGCUAGGAGACAUUCUUCAGGAAGACAUAACGAGCAAUCCCAACUCUCCGGUGGCGAUGUCGCAUCUCGUCGGAGCUAGAGUUCCGGGGAUCACGGACAGCCCGAUGCUCGACCGCGUCAGGCACUCCCUCAUUCACCAGUUGAACACCGUGGAGAUGAAGAAACCUUGCGACUCAGGCAGCAACGUUUCCGAUGUCGACACUCAUCGCGACGAAGCUAAGAUGAGCUCGGUGAGCAGCGUGAAGCCUAGCCGGAGCCGAGUUUGGUGCAUCGGCAGUCCGCAGUUCGUCUGGUCAAAAUUCUCCUAGAUACCAACUCAUAAUCCAUGUAAAUAACCCUCCCUGUUAUGUGGAGUCGCAUUUUGAAACACAUGUUCCAAGAAUAUUUUCAUAUAUGUUUGUCAUGAAAA